Molecule: messenger RNA, 1727 nt
Organism: Orussus abietinus
Lineage: Eukaryota; Metazoa; Arthropoda; Insecta; Hymenoptera; Orussidae
Gene: Lrr47
Product: leucine-rich repeat protein 1
Exons: 5
Coding region: 260-1501 (413 amino acids)
Molecular function (GO): protein binding
Source: RefSeq, a predicted model, not a curated record
AUCUGUAAGCGCUGUAAGCUGCUGUAAGCAAGGAUAAACGCUGACACUGAAAUCACGACUGGAGCCGAAAUCCACCAAAUAGAGUGAAAUGAAGUGAAUCGAUGGAAGGCAAGACUGGCAGGACAUUGGUUAUGGGAAAGAAAUCAAGCCUUUAAAAGUCGAAAAGUGCAGAAUCCAGAGAUAUGUUUGUCACAUAGCAACUUGAAAUCAAAUUUUUUCCUGUAGUUGAACCUCGAGCAAAAACGGAGAUCUAGGAAACAUGAAAUUAAUUUGCAACAUCGAGGUCAGCUUUAGACAAGCGGUUACAUCAAAUUGUAUAAGUACGAGACGAAAAUCUCGACAAGCCUGCCUUACCCUUGGAAGAUACUCGGUUAAAAACAAUGAACUUUAUAUUCUUCUGCAAACCCAGCAGGAUAAACAAGGGAUUAAAUAUAAAAUAGACAAUAAUAUCGAAAAGAUAUUUGCAAACUUUGUUAAUGAAGGAAAAGCCACCAUAAGAAUGAAGGAACCACCCCAUGAUUUAAUUAUCCAAUCUGAUACUCUUCAAUUGAAAAGUUUCCUUCAUGUUUUAAAAUUAGGAAUCUCUAAAUCAGCUGAUCUUAAUGUGCUAAAUGUUUCAAAUUUAAAUCCUAAAAAUGUGUUGCCAGGACAGAGGAGUAAAAUUAUUAUAAGAAAGGCUUCAGAUUAUCCAGUACUUCAAGGGUUUUCAAAAACGACGGAAGAACUACACGUCGUUGGUUUAAAACGAAAAUCAUUCGACCGGCAAAUUUUGAGGCUGCAAUGUUUAAGAGUCCUGAAUUUAUCGGAUAAUCAAAUUUCUGCCUUGCCAAAAGAAUUAGACUUAUUGAAGAAUUUACAGGAAUUAAAUUUAGCAAAUAAUUUACUUGGAAGUGCCCCUCUUUCUAGAUGGGCAUGGCUUAACGGAGAAAGUAUGCGACAUGGUCUAAGACUUUUGGACAUUAGUUCCAAUAAUAUUGCCACAUUGCCUCCACAAAUUGGAAACUUGACAGCUUUGAUAACACUUAAGGCUGGUGAUAAUGCACUGUCGUAUUUGCCCCAAGCCAUUGGAAGCAUGAUAAAUUUAAAAUACCUAGACAUAUCUGGGAACAAGUUAUUAUUUUUACCAGGCAGCUUGAAACAUUUAAGAUUAAAUGAUCUUGACAUUUCCGGAAAUCCAUUUAAUCCAUCCGAAACGUUUUCCAUAGUGAGAAUGGGUGUUUUCAGUUUAGUUGAGAUCGCUGCUCGCGUGGUUUUGAAGAAAAGAGUACCUUAUACAUCGAGCAAAAUUCCAUUAACUCUAAUUAAGCAUCUCGAUGAAGCACAGCUUUGCACGUGUGGUAACCCUUGUUUAAAUUACUAUUUUCGCAGGGUAAUGAACAUAGAAUUAAAUGGAUUCACCAGUAGUUUUAAAGUAUCCGGUAACUGCAGCCCAAAAUUUGACUGUUAUUUCUGUUCUUUAUCUUGCGUUCAGCGAUACUCAAAGUUCAGUAUGUUAAAUUAGAUCGAGCAGAAUAAGUUUUCAUCCUGUCAAUUUGUAUAUAGUCAUCGAUUUUUUAUUAAAUUCUCUAUCCAUGCAUAUUAAUAAGUGUGAAAUAUUAACGAUGAGAGUCUUUCCGACAAUAUUUAAUCAUGUACGAUAUCGCUAACGCGUUAGCUUAUUUCUGCUACUAUGACUAUUUUUUGUACAACACAAGUAGUUUUAAAAUAAAAUUGGUCGAAAAUUUAAA